GUCGGGAGGAAUUGAUGGUGUCUUUUCGGGGAAACAGAGCCGAGGGAAGGAAUCUGAAUGCGCUCGGCUGAACCAUGCCAGCUUUGUGGAUCAUAACUUUGGCGAUCACUUUGAACCAAGUGUGGUGUGUCCGCUUCUCCCAGGAGCCUGCAGACCAGUCAGUGGUACUUGGAGAACGGGUGGUGUUGUCCUGCGUGGUCUUCAACUACAGUGGCAUCGUCCAGUGGACCAAGGACGGCCUGGCCCUUGGCAUCGGAGAGGGUCUGAGAGCUUGGCCCAGGUAUCGGAUACAGAGGGCUCUGGACAUCGGCCAGUACAACUUGGAGAUCUCCAACUCCGAGCUUACCGAUGACUCUUUGUAUGAGUGUCAGGCCACGGAGGCCGCACUCCGCUCCAGGAGGGCCAAACUCAAUGUACUUGUCCCCCCCGAGGACCCGGUGGUCGAGGGAACCCCGGAGCUCCUGCUCAUGGCUGGGACUCCGUACAACCUGACCUGUGUGACCCGCGGGGCCAAGCCUGCAGCGCACAUCCAGUGGACCAAGGACGGAGUCGCUGUGGAGGGGGCCUACCAGUCCACGGAGGUGCUGCCGGACAGGAAGAGAGUGACGACCAGGAGCUACCUGCCACUCACGCCGGUCGACACUGACAGCAACAGCAACUUCACCUGUGUUGCCAGCAACCCGGCAGUGCCGAUGGGCAAACGAGCCACUGUUACCCUCAACGUCCACCAUCCUCCUACAGUGACCCUGUCCAUCGAGCCUCGUUCUGUGCUGGAGGGCGAGAGAGUCACCUUUACCUGCCAGGCCACAGCUAACCCACCCAUCAUGGGCUUCAGGUGGGCUAAAGGUGGCGUGCUGCUGGAGGGAGCCAGGGAGAGUGUGUUUGUCACCACGGCAGAUCACUCCUUCUUCACCGAGCCUGUGUCCUGUCAGGUUUUCAACGCUGUGGGGAACACCAACGUCAGCAUCCUGGUGGACGUCCACUUUGGUCCCAUCCUGGUGGUGGAGCCCAGACCAGUUACGGUGGACGCGGACGCUGACGUCACUCUGAACUGCAAGUGGUCUGGAAACCCUCCUCUCACCCUCACCUGGACCAAGAAGGGCUCCAGUAUGGUGCUCAGCAACAACAACCAGCUGUACUUGAAGUCAGUGAGCCAAGCUGAUGCAGGCCAGUAUGUCUGCAAGGCCAUCGUACCCCGGAUUGGUGUGGGAGAGACCGAGGUUACACUCACUGUCAAUGGCCCCCCCAUCAUCUCCAGUGAUUCGGUCCAGUACGCUGUCAGAGGAGAGAGAGGAGAGAUCAAGUGCUACAUUGCCAGCACCCCCCCACCUGAUAAGAUUGUUUGGGCAUGGAAGGAGAACGUGUGGGAGAAGGAGAAAGGCACCCUGAUGGAGCGGUACACCGUGGAACAGAGUAAACCUCCAUCCCAGGGUGGAGCCGUCCUCUCCACGCUCACCAUCAAUAACGUCAUGGAGUCCGACUUCCACUCACCGUACAACUGCACCGCUUGGAACUCCUUCGGACCCGGCACCAUGAUAAUCACCCUGGAGGAGACAGAUAUUGUUCCAGUGGGAAUUAUCGCCGGUGGUACGGUGGGCUCCUCCAUUCUGCUGCUGAUGUUUCUACUGGCGCUCGCUUUCUUCCUCUACCGCCAACGCAAAGGCAGUCGCCGCGGUGUCACCCUUGGUAAACCAGAUAUCAAGGUAGAGACAGUCAACAAAGAGACCCACAGUCUGGAGGAGGAGGCGGCCAAUGUCUCCACGGCAACCCGUAUGGUCAAGGCCAUGUACUCCCCGUUCAAAGACGACAUGGACCUGAAGCAGGACAUCAGGAGCGAGAGCGACACCCGAGAGGAGUACGAACUCAAGGAUCCAACCAACGGCUACUACAACGUCCGAGCCACCACCCAUGAAGAAGCGCGCCCCCAGUCCCGUGCCAUCCACUACCAAGGAGAGUUUCGCUCUCCGAACCCAAACAGCGGACCAGCCGGUGCCACGUCCAGCGGGCCUUCAACUGCCCCCAGCGGAUCAGUCCCCCCCAGCGGAGUGCCAGGCUCCAGGGCAGGCUGCUACGACCCCCGUCCACCUUCCAGGAUGUCCCAUGCCACCUACGCCCAGUUCAACACCUUUACGAGGGCGGCACAGAGCCAGCAGGCACCUCCCAAUCCAGCGCUUCAGUCACCAGGAGAUUACUCUGGAGACUGUGGCCUGCUGGACAGCACAACACAGCUGGCCUAUGACAACUACGGAUACCCCUCCCAGUAUCCCAGCUACCGCAUGGGCUUUGCCCCACCCAUAGAGGAAGGGCCAGCCUACGAGAUGUAUCCAACAGGACAGGGGACCGGGCAGGGGCCAGGGCCUGUACAACAAAGUCCUGAAACAGGGCUGGGGAAGUAUGGAAGCUCUACUCGCUUUUCCUACUCGUCUCCGCCCUCUGACUAUUCCCACAGACACACGCAGCGGAUGCAAACUCAUGUGUGAGAUACACACUCUUGGACUUUCUUUUCACAG
Molecule: messenger RNA, 2510 nt
Organism: Scomber scombrus (Atlantic mackerel)
Lineage: Eukaryota; Metazoa; Chordata; Actinopteri; Scombriformes; Scombridae
Gene: kirrel1b
Product: kirre like nephrin family adhesion molecule 1b
Exons: 15
Coding region: 75-2480 (801 amino acids)
Biological process (GO): cell-cell adhesion
Cellular component (GO): cell-cell junction
Molecular function (GO): cell adhesion molecule binding
Source: RefSeq, a predicted model, not a curated record